UCAUCUGUUCUCAUUCUUCUUUGUAGUACUUGUAAUAAUUAACUUCUCUUGCUAAAGCAAAACAGGUUCAUUCAACAACAAUGCGUCUACUUCAACUUUGUGUGUUUAUGGCUUCCAUAAUGGCUGCCACCGCCGGCAACUUUCUUCAAGAUGUCGACAUUACAUGGGGUGGCUCGCGUGCCAAAAUGCUAGAUGGAGGCCGACAUCUCAGCCUCUCUCUUGACAAAGAUUCAGGGUCUGGUUUUCAAUCUAAGAAAGAGUUUCUAUUUGGAAGGUUUGAUGUUCAAAUGAAGCUAGUUCCUGGAAACUCUGCUGGCACUGUUACCACAUUUUAUUUGUCAUCUCAAGGAACAAGUCACGAUGAGAUUGACUUUGAAUUCUUAGGCAAUUCAUCUGGAGAUCCUUACACACUUCACACCAAUGUGUACUCCCAAGGAAAAGGAGACAGAGAACAACAGUUUCACCUCUGGUUUGAUCCCACAAAGGCCUUCCACACUUACUCCAUUGACUGGUCUCCACAAAGUAUCAAGUUUCUAGUGGAUAACAUUCCCAUAAGGGUGUUCCAUAACUGGGAAGAGAUUGGUGUUUCAUUCCCUAAGAGCCAACCAAUGAGAGUAUAUUCAAGUCUAUGGAAUGCAGAUGAUUGGGCAACCAGAGGAGGGCUAGUGAAGACAGAUUGGACAAAGGCUCCUUUCACAGCAUCUUAUAGAAACUUCAAUGCCAAUGGAUGUGUUGCAUCAACAGGGUCUUCAUCUUGUAGCUCCAAAUUUGCCAAUACUCUACAAGGUGGUGGAGCAAAAAACAAUCAAGGAUUGGAUGCCAAGAGUAGAAAUAGAUUGAGAUGGGUGCAAUCCAAGUUCAUGAUUUAUAAUUACUGCACUGACCGUAAAAGAUUCCCUCAAGGCAUCCCAGCUGAAUGUAGGCGCUCAAGGUUUCUAUGAGACAAGACUUGAAAACUCCAUCUAUUGUUGUUUCUGUCUCACCAAUGUAUUGAUUUGUUACUUUCUGCAUUCCAAUAUGGUUUCAUGUAAUUUUUUAAUUCUUUUUGCAUAUAAAUAUGUGUCCAUCAA
Molecule: messenger RNA, 1070 nt
Organism: Benincasa hispida (wax gourd)
Lineage: Eukaryota; Viridiplantae; Streptophyta; Magnoliopsida; Cucurbitales; Cucurbitaceae
Product: xyloglucan endotransglucosylase protein 1-like
Biological process (GO): cell wall biogenesis; xyloglucan metabolic process
Cellular component (GO): cell wall; apoplast
Molecular function (GO): xyloglucan:xyloglucosyl transferase activity; hydrolase activity, hydrolyzing O-glycosyl compounds
Source: RefSeq, a predicted model, not a curated record